AUGUUGAGAUUAUCUAAAAUUCUCAUAUUUUCUUUGUUAUUUUUUCAAUUUCUAGUCUGUUUAUAUUUGUUCAAUGGGAAGAAUACGAGUCUAGGAAAAGCUGUCAGUAAAAUUAAUUUUUUUUUAUUUCGAAAAACUGAAAAAUUUAAAUUCCAGAAAUCCGCGAAAAUCUUGGUACCUGAAAAAUUGCUGGCCGAUGAUCCAUUUGAUCAACCCUUCCUGAGCCGCGCCUCAAAUUCGACAAUUCGUUUCGAGACCCAAAAAUAUUCCACGCAUUUUUGUGUCGCCUACAAUGUUACCAAGGCUUCCGGAAAGUUUGUAGUUUGAUUUGAUUUCAAGAAAAAAAUGUUAAAAAUUUGAAUUUUGCAGUUUUCGCGCCGAUGGUUUGGAGCCGAUCACGUUGGCAAUUCAUGCCACGUCACAUUAUAUGACGACGAUUGAGGGACAGGUGAGUGAGAGAAGAGAUAUUGGAGAGGGUUAGAGAAAUAGAGGAAUGUUGAAGGUGGAGAGACGGAGAGAGUAUAGGAAAUCUAGAGACGACUAGAGAAGAAAUUGAGAGAGUUGAGUGAAACUGAGCGGCUAGAGAGUACAUGGUUCUGGGAGUGUACAGACGAUUAGAUUGGGUAGAGACGCAGACAAUCGGAGAGUUUAGAGAAGCAAAUAGAACCCCGGGAGAUCACAGGAAAUCAAAAGACUCCAGAGAAAUUUAUAUUUUUUCAGUGUUCGUCUAGAAAUUGGAAUGGUCCAAUAUCUGUUAGCUUGUUUGUCGAUCGAUAUUCGAGUAAUACUGUAGAAUAUAUACACGAGGUUCAUCGAUGUUCAUCAAAAAUUAAUCAAAAGGUUUGUCAAGCUGAAAAUUCCAAAAAUUUGGAUCAUUCAGGUUACUGUAGAAACGUAUAGUUGAAAUUUUGAGCUGAAAAUUCUUCAAAAUAAGUAUUUUCAUUAUUUUCACCUGAAAAUUUAGGUCUAGAAACUCCUCAAAAGGUACUGUAGAAAAUAGUGCCAAAAAUUCCAAAAAUAUUGUUCUAGGCUGAAAUUUUGUGCUGAAAAUCUUCAUGAAAUUUUCUUCCAGCUCUCUGUGCACAUCGUCUACCGAAUGGCACCAUUUCAAACCACCUGCGAUCCAAUCUACAUUCCAAGAUCCACCAGAAAAUGUCAAGAUUUUGGAGCCGUCGAAAGUGAGCUCUUCUCAUUUUCUAAUUUUGAAUUUCAAAUUUCAAAAACCAAAUUUUCAGGACAACACGAACGUGCCAAAAUCGUUCCACCAUUCCAAAUCUAUCCGAUAAAUGUGAUGCGGAAUGUGGCGCGGAAAGGCGCGUUGUCUGAAAUUCAUAUGAUGGCUGAUGUUGAGAUGGUUUUUAGUGAGGGAUUUGCGUUGAAUUUGAAGAGAGUUGCGAAUAAAUAUAUCAAUGGGAAGGAUAAGAAUGUGCUGGUUAUACGGUAGGAUUUAUUGAUUUUUUUGAAGGUUGUCUGCGCUCUCUCAAUUCUCUAUACUCUUUCUAGUCUCUGGUGUUUCUUUCUCUGCGCUCUCUCAAAGCUUUCGAAGAGUUUCUAGACCCAAAUUUUGCGAUGAAAACCAUAAAAUAACUGAAAAUUGCUAAAAAUCUCAAAUUUCUAGCAUUUUCAGAACAAAAUUCUAGUCUAGAAAAAUAUUUUUCUACAGUAACCUGGAUGAUCUAAAUUUUUGGCACAAUUUUCUACAGUACCUUGUAAAGAGUUCCUAAACCAUAUUUUUCUCUGCACUCUCUCAAAUCACUGCUUCUCUGAUGUCUCUUUCACCCAUAGUGAUAUUUCACAAUCUCUUGCCCCUCUCUGACUUCUCUGCACCCUCUCAAUUCACUGCACAAUUUUUCCUAGACUUCUAUGAUGUCUGAUUUCUCUGCGCUCUCUUCAAAAUCCCUCUAUUUCCAGUCGUUUCGAAGUUGACAUGAAAGCCAAAAUCCCCAAAGACCAUCAACAACUCUUCCUAAUGAUCAAAGCAUUUCGCGCCUUCGAAUUCCAUCAUAAAUAUUUCCCAGCCGGUCAUACCAUCGAAUCCCUCUGGACCUGGUUUCGAAUGUCUCGAAAUGCCACUGAUGUUUAUGCGUGGCCAAUUGAAUACAAGUACGUUACAGUACCUAGCAGCUACAGUACUUCUACAGUAAUCCAUAUUUUUUUGUAGAUCAAGUUCUUGGGAGGCUCAAUUGGUGUUGCAUCGAAAAGAUCCGUACAAUCCGGAAUAUUUUCCGACGCGGAUUCGAGAUCAACAAUCUUUGGUGGGUUUAAAUUUUGCAAUUUUGCGGCAUGGUUUUUCUUGAGUUACGAGAUGAGAGCUUCAAAAUAAUAUAGAAUAAGCCUAGGCUCCGCCUAUUUUUCCAUUUUCCGCAGGUUUACAAUUGUUGUCGCGCAAAUUAUCGAUUUCUCAUCGCGUCACACGUGUUCAAUGUUCACCGUGGCGUCAAAACCAGUGAAUCCAACCUGUCAUCAGCAGUGUUAACGCAUCAGAAAAAGUUGAGAUUACGGUGGGUCAUUUUUUUCACUAUUUUCUCAUUCAUUUUCAAAAAAAAGGUUUCAGGGCUUCGAAACGUUUCCAAUCGCUGAUGAAUGAGACAUAUCCCAAUACGUAUCAAAGAUGCGGAAAGUUUUUAAUGUGA
Messenger RNA from Caenorhabditis angaria, 2633 nucleotides. NCBI's taxonomy places the organism in Eukaryota, Metazoa, Nematoda, Chromadorea, Rhabditida, Rhabditidae. The record is from the annotation of a GenBank genome assembly.